AAUUGCUUGAAUUAAAUGAUGGAUUGUUGAAAGAGCUUGAAAUGGCGGGCAACUUGCAAAGAAAUACACUCAUUAAACUUGGAGAACUGCAAGAGAACAAACAGCAAAAUUGGGUCCACUUGAAAGAACCUGUUGAUCUCACUUCAAGUGAAAAUAAACCUGAACAUAUAAAGCAACGAACGCCAGAGUGGUUUGAUUUACGGCAGCGCUAUAGACUAACUGGGAGCACGUUGUACAAUGCCCUUGGUUUACGUACAUUAAAAGCUCAGCAAGAACAUUUUGACAGUGUCGUCAAAGGGAAGAAGAAACCAGAUUUUACAGAUGAAACCAAGUCGUAUCUGGAAUAUGGCACGGCCAAUGAACCUAAUCUGGUAGCAACAUUGACUGGGAAAAUAUUACCGGCAUUUUAUCCAAAUUAUGUGUUCGUUGAAGAAGGUGCUCGUGAAAUAAAGCGGAAAGAUAAAUCGACGAUGUUGAUAUCUGGCGAUGGAGCAUUGGUAAAUAAAAAUGAAUUUGACUCUGCAAUGGAAAGCAGUCGGGCUCCAAAAAUGGAAAUUGCUAUCGAAGGAAAAUGCCGAUUCCCAAAGGAUUAUAAACUCCCUGUCCACUAUGGUUUAGAACUAGGCCACGUCCCCCAGGUACUGUCAGAAAUGGUUGCAUUAGAUGUACGGAAAUUGCUGUAUUUGUCCUACAGUCAUCAAAGCACAACGUGUUUUAUAGUUACCUAUGAUGAUGAUCUCUGGGAAAUGCUGUCACGAGAGGCUUCAUUGAUCUACGGUUCGGAUAAUCCACAGCGUCCCACACGCUUGACAGCAAGUUCUAAGUUACUCAAAGAAGCAUUAAAGAUGUUCGUUUCUACAAAUGUCGAAUUUGUUUGUGAAGUCGCAUCCAACUCUAUUCUACGAGGUAGUGAUUCCCUCAAAAGUCUGUGUUCACCAUUCAAAGGCUGCCCAUUUUUGGUAACGAAACGAGACAAUGCCGACCACGUUCUUGCAAUCCCACUGGAAAAUGAUGUAAUUGAACGAGCAAGUAAAAUCCUCCAGGAAGCCUAUGAACUUCUUAGAAAGAAGGCUACCGAAGUUUUAGUGUGGCUUAUCAGUACGACGGAUAGAGAAUGGUCUCCUGAAUGUCCACACGCAAUUCCAAUCGCCUGGGCUCUCAAAGGAUACAGUCUUUCAAACGAUGUGAUGAGAAAGAUGACAGACACAAUUCUCAACAAGCUAGAAAGAUCUGAGAUAAAAAUUUCGUGUACGGUAUUUGAUGGACAGUGGGCGAAAUAUGCAAGUCGCAGCAAAGAAGCAGAGCCAUUGAACAUAUUGCAAUUACAAAAGGACGUCUGGACAGAAGUUAGGGGAAUGAAAAAAGAGCUACUGAUGGAGAAAUUUGGUACAUUAAAGAUAACAGAUUGCAAUGUUCUUCGUUCUGAUACCGGAUUCGACGUAACAUCGAAGUCAUAUGCAAAACUGCGUACUCAACUGUACCAUACGUUUAUUGCAAGUCAAGACGAAACGAGUGCCGACGAUGAUAAAACUGCCGAAUCGAAUGACACUGUAAAUACAACCAUUGACGCAAACGUUGUCUCUUCUUUGCCUGAUGGUGCCUUGGACGUUCUGCUAACUGAAACGAAUUCUCCCGAAUUCCUGGACGGAUUAGAUGAAAUAGCAGUUGGUGAAGAGAAAGAGAUUGACGGAGAAACUGAGGUUGAUGGCGCCACUGUCUUUGGAGACGUGCAAUUGAUAUCACAGGAAAUCACUCUGAUUGGUUGUCUUGAAGCACUUCAGGCUGAUAAAAAGGAGAGUGUAUCAAUCAAGUGGAAGAAUAGAAAGUAUGAAGAUAUUAAAACUAAGCUGAGCAAUGCUCGUGAAAUGUCAUCACUAACCGUACACGAGAUAGAUAUCGUCAUAAAUGAGCUCAUCAUUAAACAGAAGAUAUCACCUACAAGUAUCCGAAAAUCCUGGCCAAAACAUGACAAAGUAAACCGUCUCUCUUCGUUAAUUGGAGAUGGUUCUGAAAUCAAUCCACCUGAACGGAGAGUGAAAACUAUGAAAUCUCUUCGUGAAUUCUCAAUCCAAGCAAUAAUCAAACCUAGAUCAAACAUAAAACAGUUUAAGUUGCCCACUAGAACCCAUUUAAAUGUUGCUUAUGCAACAUUAUCCUAUCCUUACCGGUACAAAUGCUGGAAAGAAACAAUGAAAACAGUGGAUGUCAAUAAAAUCUAUGGGUUAGAUUCUUCGUCACCGUAUGAAUGGUUCUAUUUUCCCGAAUACUCCAAAGAACGAAAUCGUAUCGAACCAAGGUGUCUUGAUGGAGACCACAUUUUUGUGAACACCAGAGUGAAGGUAUGCAAGGACGGGCUAGAAGGUGUAUCGAAAGCUGCAUGGCAUGCUGUUUCUUCGGCUAGGCCUGAUUUACUAAGUAAGAGUCUGGUUGAAGACCUCAUUGACAAACAAAAUAACAGGUUUGCAAAGACCACGUUUUCAGAAGCCGUUGAGAGAUGUAUGAUUGAUCUACAGUACAAAGAGGAAGCGCAAUUUACACGACUAAUUAGACGCUGGUAUGAAGCUGAGGACGAUCCUGGCAUACCUGCAGUCGAACGAGCUAAAAGGCGGUAUGAGUUUAGAGAAUACCUCAUGGAUGGAGUGGACUUUGGGAGUUUCCCACCACCAGGGCAAUACAUUAAAGGUAUGCCGAUAAUCACAUAUGAAGGCAUUCUCCAAAGCAUCGAUUGUCAUAUGCUACUCUACUCACUUUGCCGAAAUGGAACCUACAAUCAACGGGCUAUAAGUUCCUUGGUUAACGAGAACUUCUUUGGCGAACUGUCUGAGAUCGAACCUACAAAGCUUGGAUGCCCGAAGGCGACAACAGUGGGGCGACUAAUGGCUACAGUUACUGAACUGCUGCAUUAUCGCCAUAAUCCCUUGUGCAGAACCUUUCAAAUGUCAACUGCCAAACGACCUGUGUAUCCGCAACACAAGCUAGAUGAACAGGCUCCUUCAAAUCCGGAAGAAAACUUUGUACCUGAUGAGAUUAAGUUCAAUGCAUCUACAAAUAAAAUGGAAAUCUCAGCCAUACACUUAAGGGACCAUUAUUUCGACUCAGUUAAGAGGGCAGCGCGAAAGCAAAGGAAGGGAAAAGCAGGGGAUGUGUCCAAUCCGAGAGCUCCGUCUCGGGGGGCCUUGCCGGUUCGACAAUAUCAUCGAGUAGACGAAUCAAAGAUUUUGCCAACUCAAAGACUUGGAAUCCAAUUAGAAUGAUAAAAGCAGUAUAAAACCAAAGUUAAUGAAAUAAAGAAUUCGAAAUAUUUGUUGACCUUCUACUCAUUCACUUAAUCACAAAACUGCAAUUUCAUUUACUGCUUUAAGACUGGUCACUCUAUUAAACUGAGACAAUUAAGUUAUAGAUAAGUAUAACCUGUUAAUUUUUGCCUAGUCUAAUUGUUAGUCCUAGAAGCUAGCAUUCUGUCCGAUAAUGCAGUUUUGAUUAACAACGUGUGGUUUUGUUCUAUUUGAGUAUGUAAAUAAAAUGGCAUAAAGACUUAAUAAAAUCAGAAGAUAUACAAUCCAUGGAAGUAAUGAAGAAUCAUGCAGUUCACUGGAACAAAUAGUUAUAUGAGACAUAUCUACGACAAGAAUGCAUAAAAUUGUAAGAUUAAGCUUUCAAAUUUACUAUAUGUAUUCUAUUGUAUUUUUCAAUAUUCAUAAACAUUUAGCAUGUCACUUUAUUACAUAGUAAUGAUCUUUACAAUUAUCAGGAACAAAUGUUCACAACGUCAUUUUUCAUCAUGCUUGUGCGGACAAUCCGUAACGUAGGGUACAUGCAUAAUUUGUAUGGUACAGUAUUUAUAAACUCGAUAUAAACUAUAUAUAUAUCGUACACUUGUAUGCUUUUAAAGAUGUAAUGAGUUUUCUCAUUUGAUGAGGAAAUGCUCGAAAAUACAAAUAUAAAACUACAUCAAACAGAAACAA
This is a messenger RNA of Owenia fusiformis, 3965 nucleotides long. Lineage: Eukaryota; Metazoa; Annelida; Polychaeta; Sabellida; Oweniidae. The record is from the annotation of a GenBank genome assembly.